Messenger RNA from Corythoichthys intestinalis (scribbled pipefish), 1052 nucleotides. RefSeq names its product GS homeobox 1 (gene gsx1). The record is from RefSeq and is a predicted model, not a curated record. Gene Ontology annotation, cellular component: nucleus. Gene Ontology annotation, molecular function: DNA-binding transcription factor activity, RNA polymerase II-specific; sequence-specific double-stranded DNA binding. The coding region runs from base 1 to 972 and encodes 323 amino acids. Gene Ontology annotation, biological process: regulation of DNA-templated transcription. Lineage: Eukaryota; Metazoa; Chordata; Actinopteri; Syngnathiformes; Syngnathidae. The transcript is spliced from 2 exons.
AUGGGGAAGCGUGCAGUGGGAAAGCACAAAACCCUAUUGAGGGCUCUCGGUGGCUUGCAGCGUAACCGUCACAUGGCCGAAGCGGCUCCGUGGCGCCUAUUUAAGGAGCCCCCGGCUCGCCUUCAGCACCACUUCGCUGUCCACGCUUCCACGCGCGAGCAAGCUCCCACAUCCCACGCCACUGGCUACACUAUUCAGCACGCACGACUGGUCUGCACAUCUGCAACUAUGCCGAGGUCCUUUCUGGUGGAUUCGUUGAUUUUAAGAGAGGCCACCGACAAGGGGAGCGAGAACAGCACGCCUCUCUUCCCGUACGCGGUGCACUCACCCGGCCCGGGCCACCACCCGCACGGGUUGCCGGGCGCCUGCCACUCCAGGAAGGCCGGGUUGCUGUGCUUCUGCCCGCUGUGCAUGGCCGCAACGCAGCUGCACCCUUCUCCGCCUGCGCUGCCGCUUCUCAAAGCCUCCUUCCCGGCUUUCGGCUCGCAGUACUGCCACUCUCCCCUGUCCAGGCAACACGCGUCAUCCAACGGCAUCAACCUGGGUCACGGAGCCGCCAUGUACCAGGCCGCUUAUACAGUCCCAGACCCGCGUCAGUAUCAUUGCAUCUCCAUCGAAAACGGCAACAGUAAACUCCAGAGCAGCAAACGCAUGCGCACGGCCUUCACCAGCACGCAACUUUUGGAGCUGGAGCGGGAGUUCACCUCCAACAUGUACCUGUCCAGGCUCAGGCGCAUCGAGAUCGCCACCUACCUCAACCUGUCCGAGAAGCAGGUCAAGAUCUGGUUCCAGAACCGCAGGGUGAAGCACAAAAAGGAGGGAAAGAGCGGUUCCGGAGGCCCAAGGACUGCGAGCGGCGGGUGCAAAUGCUCUUCAGCAGCAAGAUGCUCGGAGGAAGAGGAGGACGACAUGCCCGUGUCCCCCUCGUCCUUCUCCGAAAAGGAGGACGUGGACUUGUCCGUCUCCCCUUGAAGUCCCAUCAUGGACCAAUUGUUUUUCAAUAAGCCAAAAAGACUUUUCCACUUUGUACAUAUAUACAAAGAGAAUAUUUA